AUGCUGCUCUUCCCUGCGCCGCCCGCGAGCCCUGCGCAUUCCUGGCCCGCCGCCGCCGUCGCUGCCAUCGCCGCCCCAGCGCCCGCGUCGCCCGCCAGGACAAGCAGGCCGCAUUCCUCACCCGCACGUUGCCACAUCGCACCUAUGCCUACCCUCACCGGCUUCCUCAAGAAGAAGCGGACCAAGGACUCGACGGGCUCCAAGGACUUUGACUCGCCCACCUCGCCCGUCCGCGAGACGGCCUCGCCCAUCACCCCAACCUCGUCGCGCAAAUCGGGCUCCUUUCACCUGCACAAGACGCGGACCAACGAUUCGGCCACGGUUGCCCAUCCUGCCCCAGCAGCCUCCAACGCGACCGCCGUCCAGGGCAAGCCCGCCGACCCGAUGAACCCCGCCGCCUACACGUCGCAACACCACGCUGUUGCUGCUGCCGCCGCCGCUGCGAGCCCACAAUCUGCCUCCGCGCCCGCCCAUAAUACCCCCAGCAUCCAGAACCUCAUACACCCGAACAACUCCGCGUCCACGCCUGCCGCGGUGGCCGCCGCUGCCACCGCCACCACCACCAGUGGGGGAACCAGCAACAGCGCGAAUGCGGCGGCGGGCAAUGGCGCCAUGAAGAAUGGCGCCGUACAAUUCCAGGCACAGCCUCUCAAUCAUGCCCGCGUCACAAAGGGCAAGUACACCUUGACCGACUUCGCCAUACAGCGCACCCUCGGUACUGGCAGCUUUGGCCGCGUGCACCUGGUCCAGAGCAAGCACAAUCAGCGCUUCUAUGCAGUCAAGGUGCUCAAAAAGGCCCAGGUGGUGAAGAUGAAGCAGGUCGAGCACACAAACGACGAGCGCCGCAUGUUGCAGCAGGUCAAGCACCCCUUCCUCAUCACCCUCUGGGGCACCUUCCAGGACUCGAAGAACCUGUACAUGGUCAUGGACUUUGUCGAGGGUGGCGAGCUGUUUAGUUUGCUGCGCAAGUCGCAGCGCUUCCCCAAUCCGGUGGCCAAGUUUUACGCAGCAGAGGUGACGCUGGCCCUCGACUACCUACACUCGCACAACAUCAUCUACCGCGAUCUGAAACCUGAGAAUCUGCUGCUCGACCGCCAUGGCCACCUCAAGAUUACCGACUUUGGGUUUGCGAAAGAGGUGCCGGACAUCACCUGGACCCUCUGCGGCACCCCAGACUACCUGGCUCCUGAGGUGGUGGCAUCCAAAGGCUACAACAAGUCGGUCGACUGGUGGUCACUGGGUAUCCUCAUCUUCGAAAUGCUCUGCGGCUUUACUCCCUUCUGGGACGGCGGCUCGCCUAUGAAGAUCUACGAAAACAUUCUCAAGUCGCGGGUCAAAUACCCGCCUUAUAUCCACCCCGAUGCACACGACCUGCUGCAGAAGCUCAUCACCCCUGACCUCACCAAGCGCCUGGGCAACUUGCACGGCGGCAGCAAAGACGUGAUGAACCAUCCGUGGUUUGCAGAAGUGACGUGGGACCGACUACAGAAAAAGGACAUUGAUGCGCCCUAUGUGCCUCCGGUGCGGGCGGGUGUAGGUGACGCCAGUCAGUUUGAUAAGUAUCCAGAAGAAACGGAGGCAUACGGUCAGGCAGGAGAAGACCCGUUCGAAAAAGGCAGGCACGAUAUCCUGGACGACGUCGGUGAUGACGUUGCGCCCGUUGAGGUUUGCCGCCUGACCAUUACUACCCCUCUUGUUGUUUGUCUCUGUGUGGGCAAAGUGUCGUGGGAGGGUCGGCCACUUUGUGCACACUUGAAAACUCUCCUUGACCCUGUUCUCCUUAUUGUUACCAUCGCCAUGAUCGCAGCCAUUGACGUGCUCUCGAUUCCGGUGCCGUUGUCGAGGCUUUCCCAUGGUACCUCGCAUAUGGAUGAUGCAUGUUCGAGGGGUACGGAGGAAGACGAUGAGACGAGCCUGUUCUUUUGCAGGAGUACAAUCCACGCCAAGUACCACGCGUGUAGUCAAUUCAUGUAUCAUUCUUACCCGGUCCGAGGACCUCGCUACCUGAUCGAUAAACGCAAGAGCGGGUUCUUGACUUUUUGGGUCCGAAGUAUAGUCUUGACUCUAGGUACCGUAUUUGCGGCCGGGUGGGCGGCCAUAAGAAGGCUGAUCCAUCCCCGAGGCGUAAUCUUAUCAGAUCAUCUCCCUGAACCCCCUCCCCCCUUCUCCAAUCCCUUCGACCCCUCGUACCUGAUAUUCAAGAUGAGACUGCAAGGCUUAACAGACACAUUGGGCAACAUCAGCCUAUCGAAUCCUCACCGUGUUCUCAUCGUGGGCUGUGCAUACGGCGGCAUCUCUGCCGUUGUCAAUCUUCUCGAGUAUUCACAGGGCAAGGCUCGGCAGAGUGUCUACCCGGGUCCAGAUUUCAAAGGAGCGAGAAGCAGGCGAGGCGUCGAAAUCACGGUGAUUGACGAACGAGAUGGGUAUUCCUAUCUUGCAGUCCACUCUGUUGGAGCCCCGCUUGCCCAUGUCACGCCAAAGUACACCAGCCACAUGUGGAAACGGUUUAGCCACUUGAACGAGCUCAAGCAUUCGAAUCUGCAUUUCAAGCAUGGCAGUGUCCAGAAGAUCAAUCCAGAGGCCAAGGUCGCCGAGUGGUGCGAUCGGAAUGGCAAGACGCAGCAACAAGCGUAUGACUAUGUUGUCAUGGCCACUGGACUGAAGAGACAUUGGCCUGCUGUCCCCAAGUCGGCAAGUUAUGACGAGUACUUGAGCGAUGGGAAAGCCUUCAUCGACAAGAUCACUGGCGGCGGCACAUACAAGCACGAGAGCAGAAGAGUGGUUGUCAUUGGCGCUGGUGCCGUGGGCGUCGAGUUUUCGGCAGAGAUCAAGAGUUAUUACCCCCAGAUUGCCGUCACCUUGGUGCACUCCCGCUCAGAAGUGCUAUCCUCGGAACCUCUCCCCACCGAGGUCAAGGAGCGCGCAAAGAUGCUGCUAGAAGAAGAGGGCGUGGAUCUUGUCCUCAACAGCCGUGCCACGGUCACUGAGCUCCCCAACGGGCAAUCCACAGUCACGCUAGCCAACGGCGACAGCAUAACCGCAGACUUUGUCAUCGACUCGACGAAAAAGGGGGUGCCCACCACUGACAUAGUGCCCGCCGCCUGUCUAAACGAGGACAAGGAAAUCAUGGUCCACCAAUCCCUCAUGUUCAAAGACACAAUCCCAAACGCAACUUCGCACUUUGGUGUUGGCGACGUGAUCGCGUGGUCCGGCAUCAAGCGCGCAGGCUCUGCAACCGUCAUGGGCCAAGCGGCCGCACAAAACAUCUAUGCAGCCAUCCUCAACUCUGAACUCGCUGCCGGUGCCGAGCCGUAUGCGACCACGGAGCUACCAGAGUGGGCGGCCGUGAUUGGUCUGGCAGUGGGCAAGCAGUGUCUGACAUAUGACCCGGUGGGUGGCAUGAAGUAUGGUGUCGACGUUAUGAAGGGCUAUUUUGGCGAUGACUUGGGCUGGGAGGCUAAUCUCAAGUAUUUGGGCUUGACGGAUGUCGUCGAUAGUCCAAUGGAGAGUGUGGAUGCGGUGAAGAUGGCCGAGGUGGGGAUCCAGCCUGUUAGUGCGGCGGCGUGA
Plenodomus lingam JN3 is the source of this 3567-nucleotide messenger RNA. The record is from RefSeq and is a predicted model, not a curated record. NCBI's taxonomy places the organism in Eukaryota, Fungi, Ascomycota, Dothideomycetes, Pleosporales, Leptosphaeriaceae.